This is a messenger RNA of Arabidopsis arenosa, 1357 nucleotides long. The record is from the annotation of a GenBank genome assembly. NCBI's taxonomy places the organism in Eukaryota, Viridiplantae, Streptophyta, Magnoliopsida, Brassicales, Brassicaceae.
CUAAAUUAAGUUCUCUUUGAUAGAAAGUUUUCAACUUUUAAUUUAUUUUUUUUAUUCGACGAAAAAACCUCUCCGGUGAUGGUUUUGUCGGCGAAACAAACCCUCCCUACGAAGAUCGGACUUUUCCGACGAAACCCUUCUUCCUCACUACGAAGAUCUCCUGUUUCUCUCUCGUUUCCAUCGACGGAGCUUUCAAAACGCACCGUUUUAGCAGUCUCAAAGCCGCUUCAUCUCUCUUCUCUGAGAGCUAAGUCUCCGGUAGUGAGAUGUGAAGCUUAUGAAGCUGACCGAUCAGAGCCUCAGCCGAUCGAUGAUGCUGCAGCGGCGGAAACGAAAUCAGAGGCGGCUAAGAAAUUGAAGAUCGGGAUUUACUUUGCUACUUGGUGGGCUUUGAACGUUGUGUUCAAUAUCUACAACAAGAAGGUCUUGAACGCUUAUCCUUACCCAUGGCUUACGUCGACGCUUUCUCUUGCCGCUGGUUCGUUGAUGAUGCUAAUCUCUUGGGCUGUUGGGAUCGUUGAGACUCCUAAGACUGAUUUCGAUUUCUGGAAAACUCUUUUUCCGGUUGCUGUGGCACAUACAAUUGGUCAUGUGGCUGCAACGGUGAGUAUGUCAAAGGUUGCGGUUUCGUUCACUCACAUCAUCAAGAGUGGUGAACCUGCUUUUAGUGUGCUUGUCUCGAGGUUCCUUUUGGGUGAAACCUUCCCUACUUCGGUUUACCUGUCCCUCAUUCCAAUCAUCGGUGGUUGCGCUCUGUCUGCCCUUACCGAGCUUAACUUCAACAUGAUUGGUUUUAUGGGAGCUAUGAUUUCGAACUUGGCAUUCGUCUUCCGUAACAUCUUCUCGAAGAAGGGAAUGAAGGGAAAGUCUGUGAGCGGAAUGAACUACUACGCCUGUCUCUCAAUGUUGUCCCUAUUGAUCCUCACUCCCUUUGCGAUUGCGGUUGAAGGACCUCAGAUGUGGGUCGAUGGCUGGCAAACAGCGCUUGCUACUGUCGGACCACAGUUUGUUUGGUGGGUGGCUGCCCAGAGUGUGUUCUAUCACCUCUACAACCAAGUGUCUUACAUGUCUUUAGACCAAAUCUCUCCCCUGACAUUUAGUGUUGGUAACACCAUGAAACGUAUCUCCGUCAUCGUCUCCUCCAUCAUUAUCUUCCGCACUCCAGUCCAGCCUGUUAACGCCCUUGGAGCCGCCAUUGCUAUCCUUGGAACCUUCUUGUAUUCCCAGGCAAAGCUCUGAUUCGGAAGACAUAAGAGUGUCCGGGUCUGGUGUUGAGCUCGUGAUUUCGGUUAAAACCGGGAAAAGAGCUUAAUGUAGAUAUUUAUCCUCAAUAAUGAAAGAAAUGAUGAGAAUGGAC